This is a messenger RNA of Triticum dicoccoides, 980 nucleotides long. RefSeq names its product L-type lectin-domain containing receptor kinase VIII.1-like. NCBI's taxonomy places the organism in Eukaryota, Viridiplantae, Streptophyta, Magnoliopsida, Poales, Poaceae. The transcript has a single exon. Gene Ontology annotation, molecular function: protein kinase activity; ATP binding. Gene Ontology annotation, biological process: protein phosphorylation. The annotation marks the transcript as partial. The record is from RefSeq and is a predicted model, not a curated record.
CGAACAUGGACGCGCUUGUUUGUUUGUUUGUCUGCAGGCUGGUGCCACCAGAACGGCGUGUUGCUGCUGGUGUACGACCUGAUGCCCAACGGCAGCCUGGACCGGCACCUCUUCGGCCGCCCCGGCGACGCUCCGGUCCUCACAUGGGAGCAGCGCUACAAGGUGGCGGCCGGCGUCGCGUCGGCGCUCAACUACCUUCACCACGACUACGACCACGUGGUGAUCCACCGGGACAUGAAGCCGUCCAACAUCAUGCUGGACGCCGCCUUCAACGCCCGCCUCGGCGACUUCGGCCUCGCCCGCGCGCUCGACGCCGACAAGACCUCCUACACCGACCGGGCCGGCCUGCCGGGCACGCUGGGCUACAUCGCGCCUGAGUGCUUCCACACCGGCGGGGCCACCCGGGAGUUGGACGUCUUCGGCUUCGGCGCCGUCGUGCUGGAGAUCGUCUGCGGCCGCCGGAACUCCUGCUGCCACCCCGCCGGGUGCAGCCAGCUGCUGGAGGAGGCGUGGGAGCUCCAUGGCGCGGGGAGCGUCCUCGAGGCCGUCGACCCCAGGCUCGCCGGCGCGUUCGACGAGGCCGAGGCGGAGAGACUUCUGCUGCUGGGCCUCGCGUGCAGCCACCCCAACCCUGGGGAGCGGCCCACGGCGCAGGCCAUCCUGCAGAUCCUGACGCACUCCGCUCCGCCUCCGGACGUGCCGCCGUCGAGGCCGGCUGUGCUCGUGAAGGGCGACGAGGAGAUGUGUACCUCCGGCAGCUCGGCCACCUGCAGCACGGUGAUGACCUCGUCGCUGUUGAGAUAAUAUAAUGGUGGAUUGAUGGAUGGUCACAAUAUCAGAACCCGCCCGGCGAGUUAGGUGCAAUUCGAUGGUCAUGUGAGAGACGACUAAGUAAAUUUUUUACCGGUGUCGGGAGCUAGCGGUGAAGCAUCCGCCGUCCACUGCUUAUAUUGGGAUUUGUGCUUGCUUUGCAUGUAUAA